CUCCUCUUUGGUUUCGCCCACAAAAAAAGAUUUGGGAUUCAUCCACCAGCUUGUUCUUCAUCUGCUGUUAUCUGCCAGAUAGUUCCCACUGCCACGGAAGGGCUGCUCUUAGUGGUGUUUGAGAUCUGCCUCUCUUUCUCUCUGAGGGGGACACGACAAGGGUCAUGUUUUCCACUUGUUUUCUGGUUGCCCUCUCCUGCGCUGCCCUGACGGUGGAGGCUGGUUGUCCGCUGGCAUGCUCGUGCCCGGCCAUCCCUCCCUCUUGCCCGCUGGGCGUCAGCACCGUGACUGAUGGCUGUGGCUGCUGCAAGGUGUGCGCCAGCCAGUUCAACCAGGACUGCAGCCUGACGCAGCCCUGCGACCACAUCAAGGGCCUGCGCUGCCACCUAGGGGCCGGAGGAGACCCCGCACGCGGCCUGUGUCGAGCUGAGGAGCAGGGCCGCCCGUGCGAGCUGAACGGGCGGGUGUACCAGCACGGGGAGGACUUCCAGCCGGGCUGCCAGCACCAGUGCUCCUGCAUGGACGGGGUGGUGGGCUGUAUGCCACUCUGCCCCCACCAGGUGCCCCUGCCCAACUGGCGCUGCGCCAGCCCCCGCCUGGCCCGCCCGCCCGGGGGCUGCUGUGAGCAGUGGUACUGCGACGACCCCAACCACAUCAGUGAGGACUCGCCCCCGCCCCGCCCCAACCGACACCCCGACCCCGCCGGCAACGAGCUGCUGCUGGCCCUCAGCCCCCGGAGGACCAGCACCGCCAUCCCCCAAGAUUGGAUGUCUCUCUCCGAGUCACAUGGCCUGAUCACGUCCAAGUGCUUCCCGCAGACCACCGAUUGGUCCCCCUGCUCCGCCACCUGCGGGAUGGGCGUGUCCAGCCGGGUGACCAAUAGCAACGCAGACUGCCGGCUGGUCAGGGAGACCAGGCUGUGCCAAAUCCGGCAGUGUGACCUCGCCCUGGCCCCGCCCCUCAGGAAAGGGAAGAGGUGUCAGCGGACGGUGAGGCCCGAGAGGCCGGUGCGGGUCCAUUUUGCGGGCUGCUCCACGGCUCGGCGGUACCGGCCGCGCUCGUGCGGGUCCUGCUCGGACGGGCGGUGCUGCUCGCCGUCUGCGACCCGCACCGUGCGCCUGCGCUUCCACUGCCCCGCCGGCGACAGCUUCGCCCGCAGCGUCAUGUGGAUCCAGCGCUGCAGCUGCCGCCGUCGCCACGCCGACCGCUGCCACGACGACGGCCCCCAGCCGCCCUCCGCCAGCCCGCACAGCGACAUCCACACCUUCCAGCACUGA
Conger conger (European conger) is the source of this 1277-nucleotide messenger RNA. It is a transcript of the gene ccn1l1, whose product is annotated as cellular communication network factor 1, like 1. Gene Ontology annotation, cellular component: extracellular region. Gene Ontology annotation, molecular function: protein binding. The coding region runs from base 165 to 1277 and encodes 370 amino acids. NCBI's taxonomy places the organism in Eukaryota, Metazoa, Chordata, Actinopteri, Anguilliformes, Congridae. The transcript has 5 exons. The record is from RefSeq and is a predicted model, not a curated record. Gene Ontology annotation, biological process: signal transduction.